AUGUUGAAGCUGAAACGUGUAAUGAAAACAGUUUCAAGUAAAAAUUUUCGUUUCUCCAUUCGUAAUUUUAGUUUAUGUAAAAAAAUAUAUUAUAAUGGACCUAAAGAUACUUAUAUAAAUUCAGGGUUUGAAUUAAAAAAUGAAGACACAGAAAAAUUAAUUGACCUAGUUAAAGAAAGUUUAAAAUUAAAACUACUUUCUUGUUCAUAUUGUUCGGAAGAAAUCGCUAAACAUUAUUUGGAGCUAGCCAUUUUGGAACAUAAGAAUUUAUUAUUAAAUGAGUCAAAAGAUCAUUACAUCAAAAGUUAUGAAAUAUAUAAAAAAAUUCAUGGUGAUAUAAGUAUAAUGUGUGCAAAUAUUGAAACAUAUAUAGGAGUAGUAUACAAAGAUUUGGGGGAUUUAAAAAAAUCAGAAGAUUUUUUACAGUUAUCAUUAUCAAAUAAAAAAAUGGUAGUUAAGGAAAAAAAAUAUUUAUUGAUUGAUACAUUGAAUAAUCUAGGUUCCUUAUAUCAACAUAAGAAAGAAUAUAAUACUUCUAUAGAAUAUUUCGAAGAAUCUAUAAGAAUAUUAAUGUCCUCAGAAAUAGAACUAAAUAAAAACGAACAAAUAACAUUAUGUUAUUAUAAUUUGUCUUUUUCAUAUAUUGGUUUGAAUGAUAUAAAUUCUUCUAUAACUUGUUUAAUUCGUUCAUAUAAUACGGCAAACGAGACCUUUGGUCCAGAUCAUAAUUUAACACUAAGAAUUAAGGAUUUGUAUGAACGUUUAAAAAGGGAAUCAUCCUUAAAGGAAUGA
Plasmodium reichenowi is the source of this 792-nucleotide messenger RNA. Its product is annotated as tetratricopeptide repeat family protein, putative. Gene Ontology annotation, molecular function: protein binding. Lineage: Eukaryota; Apicomplexa; Aconoidasida; Haemosporida; Plasmodiidae. The transcript has a single exon. Bases 1 to 792 code for a protein of 263 amino acids. The record is from RefSeq and is a predicted model, not a curated record.